GAGAAUCCAAGAGGUACCUUAAGACUAUGGAGGGAGGAGGGGAGAGGAAUCUGAGGAGGAGUGCUUCAGUGUCUCAGUUGGACAUGGGGUCUUUCUCUAGAGCCAGGACUAGAACAACCUGUACCAGCUUUGAACAAGACAAAGACUGUAUAGCAAUAUGGAUCAACUCCUUGGACAGCAUACAGAUUAGUAAAAUACUGGAUGGUAUUAUUAAAAGAUGUAAUUUGAAUCACUUGACUUUUUUAUGGACAGUUCUUGAAAGUGUUCCCCACCAUGAGUUCAUUUAUCACUUGAGGAGACAGUUCCCCUCUGUCCCUUUCCACGCACUAUCCACUCCUGUCAGUAGGCAUCUCAAAGAGAAAUUUGAAAUAUCUCGCAGGAAAGAAAAUAAAAUACUGUUUCGAGCUGAUAGUCUGGUUAUUAGUUCUGAUGUUACUAAAACUAUUGCUACUCAGUUAUUGUACGAGCCACUUCCUGAGCUCCGCCCAUCAACCGCACCUCACCUUGAGUGCGGGACAAGGAAAGGAUACCGAUUAAUUACCCCAACUCGUCGACACAUGGAGGGUCCUAUUGGUAGAGUAGGAACUCCAUCUUGUUACAGAAUAGUAUCAGCCACACCCACUGCCAAGGCUCCGCCCAUUGGAGCUCCCCCCAUUAGAACAAGAAGUACGUCCAAUAGUCCACGGUCCCCACCCAAUGUACCCUCACCACGGACCAAUGCACCCUAUCCACUGUCCAAUGUACCUUCACCACGGACCGGUGCACCCUAUCCACUGUCCCCUCACUUUCCUGGUCAGACUGAUGUACACUUGUUGUCAUUUUUCCACUGGUUUACUUCACUGGAGAAAGAUUGGCAGCAAAAGGAAAUCCUUCACUUGAUAGUUUGGUGUCUUGAAGAAAGAGAGUUAUACUACCUUGCUACACUGCUACUGUCUUGUCAAUAUCGUGAUUUCAUAUCUGAUUUACCAGCUGAUAUUGUGAGGUGUAUCCUCUCAUAUGUACCUUGUAAAGACCUACUGCUAGUGUGCAGGGUGUCUCAGGUUUGGAAUGAAAGAUGCUCUUGUAACAAACUCUGGAAGUACAAGUGUUCUCAAGUAUCACUAGGAGUGUCUCCCCUCUCCAGCCCCUUGUGGAAGAGAGUUUAUAUCAAUGACAUUAAGUUGAAGAGGAACUGGCGACUGGGCCGAUCUGUUGGGUGGAGCCUGGCCUCCCACAGCCACAGGGUCCUGUCAGUUUGUGUCAAAGAAGACACUCUCUGCAGUGGAAGCUCAGAUCAAACAAUAAGAGUCUGGUCUCUUAAAGAUGGGAAACUAUUGAACACUAUUUACACAAAUUCAAAGAACAUUUGGUGUUUGAGUUUUUAUGGGCUCAACUUUAUACUGAGUGGGUCUGGUGACUCCAUUGUGAGGAUAUGGCACUAUAGAACUGGAGUGUGUGAGAAGCACCUACAGGGACACACAGGGACAGUCUGGUCAUUAGCAAGAAAGAAAGACAUACUUCUAACCGGCUCACAUGAUAAAACCGCCAUCCUAUGGAACAUAAGACACUGCAAGCACGUGUCACAGCUAGUGGGACACAGUGGGGCCAUAUUCUCUGUUGAUCUUAAUGACUCUACCACUGAAGCAUACACUGCCAGUGGAGAUAAAACUGUGAGAAUAUGGAAUAUAUAUACACCAACUGAUCCACAGUGCAUUAGGAUCAUUAAUAUCAGUACACAUCAACCUGUGAUGAGUUUAAGCUACAGUGGGGGUAUGCUGGCAUGUUCUGCUGGCAGUUCAGUGAGUUUGUGGUCCGUUGCUAAGGGUGACAAAUUAAUUGAUUUUAAAGGGCAUCACGACAGAGUUGAAAGUGUUCAUUUAUUAACUGACGGUCCAAAUAUUAAUACUAUUAUAAGUGGUGGGCGGGAUGGAUUGAUAAAGUACUGGAAUAUUAACAGUGGACGUUGCAUUAGAACAUUAAGAAAUAAACCAGGCAGUGUCAUUAAUGACAUAUCAAGAGACAGUUCUCAUGUGGUGUAUGGUUGCGAUGAUCACUCUGUACAAGUCCUUCACUUUGAGCCUAACAUUGUAUCUGAACAUUAUCAAAGAGACAAAGGAACUGUACGCUCUAGUAGAAGAACAGUGAGCUCGUUAAAGAAAGGAACCAAUAGUCCAUUUAGUAAGAGAAAGACUAAUCAUUAAUGGACAAUAAUAACGAUAAUGUUUAUAACUAUACAAUUGUGUGUGUGUGUCUUUGUGUUAAUUGAUGUAUCCAUAAACUGA
Molecule: messenger RNA, 2261 nt
Organism: Amphimedon queenslandica
Lineage: Eukaryota; Metazoa; Porifera; Demospongiae; Haplosclerida; Niphatidae
Product: F-box/WD repeat-containing protein 7-like
Exons: 14
Coding region: 27-2180 (717 amino acids)
Molecular function (GO): protein binding
Source: RefSeq, a predicted model, not a curated record